UGUCCCUCGGACACAACGGAUCACCGAUCCAUGGAAGGAGCCAAAGAUGUCGGCUCGGUCCUGUGAUCAGCUGUGUCCAAUCACAGCUGAUCACAUGGGACAUCUACACUGAUCAUCAGAGCACUGAUGAUUAGUGUGCUCUGAUGAUCAGUGUAGCCCCAGCAGUGCCACUUGUCAGUGUCCACCAGUGCCAGCUGUCAGUGCUCAUCAGUGCCACAUCAAUGCCACAUAUCAGUGCCUACCAGUGCACAUCAAUGCCACAUAUCAGUGCCCAUCUGAGCUGCCUUACAGUGUCACCCAUCAGUGCCAGUCAGUGCCACCUAUCAAUGCCAAUCAGUGCCACCUAUCAGUGCUGCCAAUCAGUGCCAGUCAGUGGCCCCUAUCAGUGCCAGUCAGCGCUGCCUAUCAGUGUGCAUCAGUGCCGCCUAUCAGUGCCGGUCAGUGCUGCCUAUCAGUGCCAGUCAGUGCCGCCUAACAGUGCCAGUCAGUGCCGCCUAACAGUGCCAGUCAAUGCCGCCUAACUGUGCCAGUCAAUGCCGCCUAUCUGUGCCAUGCCAUAUAUCAGUGCUGCCUUUCAGUGCCCAUCAGUGAUGCCUGUCAAUGCCCAUCAGUGCCACCUACCAGUGCCUCCUCAUCAGUG
Molecule: messenger RNA, 640 nt
Organism: Staurois parvus
Lineage: Eukaryota; Metazoa; Chordata; Amphibia; Anura; Ranidae
Source: the annotation of a GenBank genome assembly